CUUCACUUCCCUCACAGCCCGUCUCAGCCUCCUAUUGGUCAACAUGGACUUCAAUGGGACAUGGCAGGUCUACGCCCAGGAGAACUAUGAGGCCUUCCUCAAGGCCAUGGAACUCCCCGAUGAGGUCAUCAAGAUGGCCAAGGACAUCAAGCCUGUGACGGAGAUCACGCAGAAGGGCAAGGACUUCGUGGUGACCUCCAAGACGCCCGGGAAGACCGUGACCAACUCCUUUACUAUCGGCAAGGAGGCUGACAUCACCACCAUGGACGGCAAGAAGCUCAAGUGCGUUGUCAACAUGGAGGGCGGCAAGUUAGUGUGCAACACCGGCAAGUUCUGCCACGUCCAGGAGAUCAAAGGAGGCGAAAUGAUCGAGACUCUGAGCAUGGGCUCUGUAACUCUCGUCAGGAAGAGCAAGAAAAUGUGAAAACCUGGUCUGUGAAAUUUUAAAUAAAUGUCUCUUUAAAUAAAA
Phycodurus eques (leafy seadragon) is the source of this 469-nucleotide messenger RNA. RefSeq names its product fatty acid binding protein 10a, liver basic (gene fabp10a). Gene Ontology annotation, cellular component: nucleus; cytosol. The record is from RefSeq and is a predicted model, not a curated record. Gene Ontology annotation, molecular function: fatty acid binding. Lineage: Eukaryota; Metazoa; Chordata; Actinopteri; Syngnathiformes; Syngnathidae. The transcript has 4 exons. The coding region runs from base 44 to 424 and encodes 126 amino acids. Gene Ontology annotation, biological process: fatty acid transport.